AUGACUUGCCAGACCUACAGUUUGCUUGUUCUGUCUCUCAUCAUGAUUUAUUUUGGACAUUUUGGAAACAGCUUAAAUCUUCCUCUACUCCAAAAUGAUAUAGACAAACUGAAAGCUGACUUUAACUCAAGUCAUUCAGACGUUGCUGACGGUGGACCUAUUUUUAUGGGGAAACUGAUAAACUGGACAGAGAGAAAUGAAAAAAGGAUCAUCCUGAGCCAGAUUGUUUCCAAGUACUUGGAAAUGCUUGAACACACUGACAAGUCAAAGGCGCACGUCAGGCAUAUAUUUGAGGAGCUCUUUACUCUGAAAAAUCAUCUUAUUAAUGACUCAAAGAAGAUUGAAGACCUCAAGAACCUGGAAAAUCUUCAGAUGAGUGACUUGAAAAUUCAACGCAAAGCUGUGCAUGAGAUGUUCAGUGUCUUACAAAAGCUGGUGGAGACUUCAGCUUCUCUCAAAAGGAAAAGGAGCCAGUCUCAGAGGAGGUGCAAAUGCUGGUGACAUCAUAUGACUGACCUUUUGUACUGAGUGAUUAUGCAA
Molecule: messenger RNA, 540 nt
Organism: Chaetura pelagica (chimney swift)
Lineage: Eukaryota; Metazoa; Chordata; Aves; Apodiformes; Apodidae
Gene: IFNG
Product: interferon, gamma
Exons: 4
Coding region: 1-501 (166 amino acids)
Biological process (GO): immune response
Cellular component (GO): extracellular region
Molecular function (GO): type II interferon receptor binding
Source: RefSeq, a predicted model, not a curated record